AUGAUCUUUACGUCUCCCUCGUGGUUUGCCUUGGAGGGAAAUGCCCGUUUACCCCCACAGUGCGGUGGCAAGGCGCCAUUUGUGGACGCCAUCACGGGCAAGUCAUACUCGACCACAGAGCUCCAGGAGCGAGUUGAAUGCCUAUCCCGCGCACUGGCUCGAGAUUUGGGGGUGGUCUUCUAA
Aspergillus ochraceoroseus IBT 24754 is the source of this 183-nucleotide messenger RNA. RefSeq lists its product as uncharacterized. NCBI's taxonomy places the organism in Eukaryota, Fungi, Ascomycota, Eurotiomycetes, Eurotiales, Aspergillaceae. Bases 1 to 183 code for a protein of 60 amino acids. The record is from RefSeq and is a predicted model, not a curated record. The transcript has 2 exons.